UAUAGCUAAUUCAUAGUUGCUUUUAGCUUGGAAGAAUUGUAAAAGCUUCCAUGGGUAAGGAGGACUGUUGCUCAACGCAACUCAUAGAUGUUAAUGGAGAAUUCAACUUCAAAGGUCUCGAGAAUUUCGUUAGCUCAGUCAAACUUCACCGCUGUGGUCUCUCUUAUGCUGUUGUUGCUAUUAUGGGACCGCAGAGUAGUGGGAAAAGUACCUUGUUAAACCAUUUAUUCUAUACCAAUUUUAGGGAGAUGGAUGCUUUUAGAGGAAGGAAUCAAACAACCAAGGGAAUUUGGAUUGCAAAUGCUGUCGGCAUUGAGCCAUUGACCAUUGUCAUGGAUUUGGAGGGUACUGAUGGAAGAGAGAGGGGUGAGGACGAUACAACAUUUGAGAAACAAAGUGCCUUGUUUGCUUUGGCUGUUGCAGAUGUUGUGCUAAUAAACAUGUGGUGCCAUGAUAUUGGUAGGGAGCAGGCUGCCAAUAAACCUCUUCUCAAAACAGUAUUUCAGGUCAUGAUGCGUUUGUUUAGUCCCCGCAAAACUACCCUUCUUUUUGUUAUACGUGAUAAAACAAAGACUCCACUAGAAUAUCUGGAGCCUAUUCUGAGGGAGGAUAUCCAGAAGAUAUGGGAUGCAGUUCGAAAGCCACAAGCACACAAGGACACCCAACUCUGUGAAUUUUUCAAUGUAGAAGUCACUGCUCUACCCAGUUAUGAGGAGAAGGAAGAGCAGUUUAAAGAUCAGGUUGCUCAACUUAGGCAGCUUUUUUUCCACUCCAUCUCUCCAGGAGGCUUGGCUGGCGAUAGGCGGGGUGUUGUUCCAGCCUCUGGUUUUUCUUACAGUGUACAGCAAAUAUGGAAAGUCAUCAAAGAAAACAAGGAUCUCGACUUGCCUGCUCACAAGGUCAUGGUGGCCACUGUGCGUUGUGAAGAAAUUGCAAAUGAGAAGUUCAGUAGUUUGAUGAUAAAUGAGGACUGGCUAGCUCUUGAGCAUGCAGUGCAAGAGGAUGCAGUUCGAAAUUUUGGAAGACGACUAAGCUCCAUCUUAGAUAACUUUCUGUCAGAAUAUGAUGCGGAAUCUGUCUUUUUCGAAGAAAACGUGAGAAGUUCAAAACGUCAACAAUUUAUAUCGAAAGCUUUGCAGUUGGUCCAUCCGGCUUUUAUUUCACAGUUGGGGCAUCUACGUGUUAAAUCACUUCAAACAUUUAAGACUCAGGUGGAACAAUUAUUACGUAGAGGAGAAGCAUUUGCGGCAUCUGUUCGUACAUGCUCUGUGUCUUGUAUCACUGAAUUUGAUAAGGGAUGUUCAGAUGCUGCCAUAAGACAUGCUAAUUGGGAUGCUUCAAAAGUUCGUGACAAACUCUGUCGUGAUAUUGAGUCCCAUGUGUCCUCUGUUCGUAAUGAUAAGUUAUCAGAACUGAAGGCCACUUAUGAGAAACAAAUCACAGCUGCACUUGCUGAACCUGUAGAAUCCCUUUUUGAGGUUGGUGGGAGUGAAACAUGGGCCUCAAUAAGAAAGCUUCUAAAACACGAGACUGAUGUGGCAAUAUCAUGCUUCUCCCCAGCUCUUUCCGGCUUUGAAUUGGACCAGGAUGCAUUUGACAGAAAGAUGCAAAAUCUGAAGGACUACGCUAGAAGUGUUGUGGAGAAGAAAGCAAGAGAAGAAGCUGGAAAAGUUUUGAUGCGAAUGAAGGAUAGGUUUAAUACUGUGUUCAGCCAUGAUAGCGAUUCAAUCCCAAGGCUUUGGACAGGGAAGGAGGACAUUAAAUCAAUAACAUUGGAGGCCCGCUCUGAGUCUCUGAAGCUUUUGUCCAUAGUGGCUGCCAUACGGUUGGAUGAAAAAUCAGACAGAAUAGAAAGCAUACUUUUCUCUAGACUUUUGGAAGGGAAGAUUUCAAUUUCUUCUCGGAAUAGUGAUAUUGCAGAUUCUUGUGACCCCCUAGCCUCAAGCUCGUGGGAAGAGGUUUCACCAGAGAACACAUUGCUCACACCAGUGCAGUGUUUAUCUUUGUGGAGACAAUUCAUUGCAGAAACAGAGUAUACGGUUAGUCAAGCUAUUUCAGCACAGGAAGCACACAGGCGAAGCAAUAAUUGGUUACCUCCUGCCUGGGCUAUAGUCGCUAUGAUUAUACUUGGUUUCAACGAAUUCAUGCUUCUUUUAAGAAAUCCGCUCUACCUCUUCAUUCUUUUUGUUGUAUAUUUAUUUGGGAAAGCUCUGUGGAUACAGAUGGACAUUCCUGGGGAGUUCCGGAAUGGCACUUUUACUGGACUUAUUUCUAUGUCAUCAAGGUUCCUCCCAACUGUUAUGGACCUUCUUCGACGGCUAGCUGCUGAAGCUCAGGGAAAUCCUGCUCCUGAAACUUCCAGGACUUCCCAACAUGUUGCUUCUCAGAGCUUUAGGAGUCAAGUAAGUAGUCCUAACCCCGUUUCGAGUUCAGUUCCCAGUUCAUCUGUCUCAUCCAACAUCUCAACUGAAAAUGACUCUGAAUACACGAGCCCUCAGCUGACACACAGAAGAGUUACUCAAGUGGAACAAGAAUAAUCUUCUCGAUAAAGCAGAAUAGUGUUAAUACCGUCUCCGCUAGAACAGAAGCUGCUCUUGUAAAUGAUGUUGUUUCUUUCUUAACCCUCAUAAUCCUAGGAAGCUGUAGUGCUUAAAUUAUAGCUUUUGAAGUUUGUUGUCUUGUUCAAAUUUGUGUAAUUGACAAA
Messenger RNA from Solanum verrucosum, 2704 nucleotides. RefSeq names its product protein ROOT HAIR DEFECTIVE 3 homolog 2. The transcript is spliced from 22 exons. Gene Ontology annotation, biological process: endoplasmic reticulum membrane fusion. Gene Ontology annotation, molecular function: GTPase activity; GTP binding. The record is from RefSeq and is a predicted model, not a curated record. NCBI's taxonomy places the organism in Eukaryota, Viridiplantae, Streptophyta, Magnoliopsida, Solanales, Solanaceae. Bases 51 to 2537 code for a protein of 828 amino acids. Gene Ontology annotation, cellular component: endoplasmic reticulum.